AUGUCAGAGGAAGGAAAAAAUCUGACAGAUAAAUCAUUGGAAACCAAUACUUAACAUUCAUUAUAUCGACUAAUAUAUUUGAUGAUUCGGGAUUAAAACUAAUCGAUCAUUGUGCAUAGUACAACCAUGUUGAUCACUCUGAUGCAAAUUCAUUAUUUCAAAUUCCAUCAUAUGAUUGUUUCAGUUUGGUCGGAAAAUAAUGCAGAUAUCUUGACUGAUAUCUUUGGAUAUUUUAAUUUUACUCAUUAUUUGUUGAAUUAGGAUUAUAGUGCAGUACAAAUAUUAAUUUAUGUUUCUAUUGCAUUGCUAUGUUUUUGGGUGUUCUUGUUUUUAACAUCAAUUAUCUUCAUAUUGAACUAGAAAGAUCCGGUUUAAUUAUUAAUCAACAUUUUAAAAUACAUGACAUAUGUAUUCAGUACUAUACUCUAUAUACCUGUGCUCUUCUUGUUUACUCUAAUGUAGUUCUCAAUUAGUUGUACAAAUGGAUACAUGGAUCAUUUUCCAAAUUAAAAAUGUUGGUAAGGAUUAUUUGUCAUAGAUUAAAUACUUUCGAUAAUUGGUUUGAUAAUACUAUUCCUGAUGUGCUCAUCAGUUAGUCUUUUAUUAUUUGAUGGCACCUUUGACUAAGAGAAAGCACUAUCAAAGAGAAAUGGAAGAUGCACAGCCUUGACCUCAAUCCAUUUUGGUAUAGUAGUAUUGCUAUCUAUGUUACCACAUAAUGAGAACUCCUAGGUUUUUUUUGAGGUUUAUUAAUUAAUUGGAUCCGUGGUUUGUUUUUUGUAUGCCAAGAAAAAUGACGCAUAUAAUAAUAGAAUUAUGUAGAAGUUAUUUUUAACAUAUCUUACUUUAGAAAUGUGGGCAUCCCUUAUGUUAUGUAUAUCUAAUUUAGUGGAGAAGAGAAUAAUGGUCGGUUCUUUGUAUACAUGGCUGUUUUGCUUGCCCUUUGUGUUCAUGAUACAGUUAUUAUAAUAAUAGAAGAGGGAAUAGUGUUUGAUGAUUUAUGUAAAUAAGUUUGAUAAUCCUGUGUAAUUGGUGAAUCAUGUGCAUGAAGUCAUCAAAUUAGUGGAAUAUGAUAAAAAAAGAUUACCUUAAGGUUAAUUACUAAACGGUUACAUUGAAUUUCACAAUUAAACUUGUCCAAAUCCACUAUGUCCAUUAAAGAAAGUGAAAUUCUCCUUAAAUAUGUUCAAAGCAAAAAAUGAAUUGGUUAGUAAAACAGACAAGAGACACUAACUCGUUUAUGAUACAAUGACUAAACUUUUCAUUAUGGGAAUAGGGAAAUUUCCUACUGAUGUCUUUAUUCGAAUAGAAUAUGCUCUGUUUACUCUAAGAAUUUUGAAGUCCAAACCUUAGGCUUUAGAGGAAUUAAGUAAUAUCGAAAAGCUGAAAACAUCAAUAGAUGAAAAAUAUAUCUUAUUUUAUAUAAAAAGUGUGAUAGAGGCUGAGAUAUCUGAAUUAAGUGGGGAUGGGUAAGAUUUUACUGAAUAAAGAGAUUUUGAUGAGAAAUUUGGAUCUUUUAAAUAAGCUAUGGAAAGAAGUGUAAGUUUAUUGAUGGAGUUCUGGUCUUAAUUUGCAGAUGAGAAGCCUGAUUUGGUAAAGUUAUAUGAAAUUGGAUCAAAGUUGUUUCCAAUUAGAAUGUAUGUUGAUACAACUUGGAAAAGACUUUAGAGAAUCUAAAAUCAAUAAUUACCAUAGGCAUUAAGAUUAUAUUCUAAAUAUUUAAUUGAGAUUUUUAAUGAUAGAAUAUCAGGGUUUGAUUUACUUGAACAAGCCAGGAAAAUCGAAAGUUCAUUUGCACAAAGAAAAGCCUUUAAAUUAGGAAUGACAUCAAAUUUGAAUGUUGAUGGAUAAGAAGAUGGUUGUGUUUUUAUUUCAUUGGAAGAAGAGAAGUUUGGUUAGAUCUAUGCGAUUAACAUGGCUGCAGCUUCAUUAUUGGGAUUCGAUAAAAAUGAACUUAUGAAUAAGAAAGUCAAUAAUAUUAUGCCUUCAUUAUAUGCAAAACAUCAUGAUGACUUUUUAAGAAGAUUCUUGGAUACAAAUGAGGCUACUCUAUUGAAUAAAGAAAGAUUGUUAUUAGGAAAGCAUAAGAAUGGAUACUUGUAAGGGAUAAAUGUGUUAUUACGACCUGUUUAUCAUGUAUUGAAAGAAGGAGUAGAGUUUGUGGGUACAUUCAAAAAAGAAAAGAGAAUUAAGGAUGCAGCUUAUUUGGUUUGUAAUAAGGAAUAUGUGGUUGAAGAUAUUUCAGGAGGUUGUAUAAAUUUAUUGGGGUUGGAUGUAAAAUCAUUAUCAAUUCAAGAAAUUCAUCUUUUUGAUUUGUUUCCUGAAAUCAAGGAAUGUUAUGGUGAUUUUAAAUUGAAAUAAGGAAAGUCGAUUGAUUUUAUAUUACCAAAAGUCUUAGAUGAUCAUAUUGCAUUUGGAGCAUCAGAUACAACUAUUAGAUUGAGUGUGUCCAUUUUGGAUAUUAAUUUCUUAAUUAUGAAAAGUUCAGAAAAUGAAUAAGGUUUAGCUGGAUAUUAAGUUAAAAUUGAAAGAUAGGUUGACUUGUCAUCUUCAAAUAUUAAGUAAUUUCAGAAGAAAUUAUCUAAGAAUUAAAACUUCUCAUUUAGAUUACAAUUUCAACAAACUGGAAUGCAUUUCUAUGGAGAAUUUACUGAUGCUAAUUACAGUGAAAUGAUCACUCAUAUUCAAGAUUAGAGUAUGUUUACUAAUUAAGAGUAUGAUCUGAAAAGUAAAGAGGUUGAAAAGAAUGAGGAUAUUAUUGAUUACUCUUAAGGUAUCAGGGUAAUGAGAUUGUUUGAGGGUGUGAUUUAUGAUAUAGAAAAGUUUUAAUCUGAUGCAGAUAUGGAAAGUUAUGAGGAAAUUCAAAUCAAGAGAGAAGAACAAUAGAAUCAAGAGAAUGAUGAACCAAAUGAAUCUGGAUAUUUUAGAUCUUCUAAAGAAUUAUAAGAGACUUUAAAUGCAUAAAGUGAAAGUAAAACUAUCAGAUGGUUGUAUUACAUAUCAUUUCUACUUACAAUCCUACUGAUUAUCUUAUGUAUAUUGAACAAUGUCUUUGAGAGAGAAGAAAUCAACAAUUAGAAUUCUAAUUGGAAUAUGAUUAUCAAAUAAUCUGAUAUGAUAAUACAUCUAAACGAGAUUGUAUUGUAUUCAAGAGAAUUAAUGUUAUUGAAUCUUGGAUUAUCGUAUUAUAAUUAGGAUAAACUUCUAUUUAAUUUGAACCAAAGUAUUUUGCAAUUUGAUUCAAUGAGUAAGGACAUCUUUAUGAAGAUUUCAUUCAAUUCUGAUGUAAUGAUGAAUACUCAAUCAGGAGAAGAAAAAAGUACUUUAGAAUAGGCGAGUUAGCAAAUUGUAAGUAAAUCCCUUAACAUUCAAUAAGCAUACUCACAAUUGAAUGAAAAUUAAAUAGAUUAUUAUUAUGUGAGCUACAAUUCAUUGAAUGAUUUCAUCCGUGCUCUAUUAGAAAUGUAUAUGAAUACCAUAGAUUUAUCCAACGAAAAAACUAAUAAAUUAUACUCUGAUAUUUUAGUGAUUCUUAUAUUAUCUGCUUGUUUAACAUUCACAUCCUCGAUUGUCCUGACCUGCAUACUUACCAGCACUUUGGACAAAAGAUAAGAAAUAUUAAGCAUAUUUUUGGAUAUUCCAGAAAAAACAGCUAAAUUAUUUUACUCUAAAUGUGAAAACUUUCUAUCUUAAAUAUCUUCAAAUGAGGAUGAUGAAGUCUUGAGUGAAAUCGAUAUUAUUGAAGAUAAAGGGAAUGAUGAACCUGUAUCACUUCUGGGCAGAAAGAGAAAGAGAUUCAAGAAUAAUGAGAAUAAACACAUGGGAUUUUUUAUGAAGAUGAUAUUUAUAGCAUCGAUAAUAGAAUCAUACUUUAUCAUGAUCUAUUUCUUAGAUUAGAAUAAUGCCGAUCAAAAGAUUAAUAUCUUGAAUGAAUUCAAUCAAACAUCCUUAAGUUCUAGUUAUUAUUCUAUUUUGGUUAAUUCACUUAAAUAAUACAUUUACAAUGACGACAUCUAUUUAAUGAAUCAAGACAGCAACAAAACUAUGGUUCAGUUGAUUAAUAGUGUCUAUGAGAUUGACACUCUGUAUCAGAGAUUACAUGCAAUCAAUGUAGAAUACAAUGAUAUUUCUUAUAUUGAUUAUUACAAUUCUAUUAUGUUUGAUAAUCUAUGCACAACAAUUACUUUUACAGAAAUUACAUGUGAAUCUUUUGCUAAUGGAAUUUUAGAUCAUGGAUUGAUGACAGCAGUCUCGAGGCAUUUUCAAAACAUUCGAAAACUAUAUAAUACCUAUUAGAAUCUCAUAUCAAAUGACUCAUUUGAAUUCCCUUGGUCUAAUUACACACUCCUACUACUAUCUGCUGAUCCAAAGAAAAAUAAACUGCUUAAUUUACUCAAUACUCCUGAAAGCUUUGAAAUCAACGAUAUGUAAUUUUAGGUUCUUAAAGAGGCGUUUGCACUAUUAAAGAAUGAAUACUUAGAGGUUGUUACAAAUGAUCAAGAAAAUUAUAUUGUUCAGCAACUAAUACUAAUGAUUUUCUUCUUAUUAACACUGAUAUUAGCAGUGUUAUUUUGUUGGAAUCCCUUCUUAAGGAAAUUAAAUAGAGAAAUUUGGUCAACUAAAUGCUUGUUAACCUUCAUUCCAAUCGAUGAAAUAGCUAAAAUUAGAACUAUAAAUAAUUAUAUAAGAACAGUAAUAUUGGAAUAAAACAUUUGA
Molecule: messenger RNA, 4716 nt
Organism: Paramecium tetraurelia
Lineage: Eukaryota; Ciliophora; Oligohymenophorea; Peniculida; Parameciidae
Exons: 5
Source: RefSeq, a predicted model, not a curated record